AUGGAGUUGGCCACAGGGUCAUGGAGCAGUGGUGUUCUGGUGUCUAUUGUGGACACCACCUUUACACUAAGGCUACCUUACCGAGGCAGAAAUAGCACUGCACAUUUCUUUUGUGAGGCCCCUGCACUGUUGGUCCUGGCAUCCACAGACACCCACACUACACAGAUGGCCAUUUUCCUUGUGGGGGUGGUGAUCCUCCUCAUACCUCUUUCUCUAAUUUUGGUAUCAUAUGGCCACAUUAUAGUGACUGUGAUCAGGAUGAAGUCAGCUGCUGGGAGGCUCAAGGCAUUCUCAACCUGUGGCUCCCACCUCCUGGUGGUCAUCCUUUUUUAUGGGUCAGCAAUUAUCACCUACAUGACACCAAAGUCUUCCAAAGAGCUGGAAAAAUUAGUAUCUGUAUUCUAUUCAGUGGUGACCCCCAUGCUUAACCCUCUUAUCUAUAGCCUGAGGAACAAGGAUGUGAAGGGAGCUCUGAGAAAAGUAGCUACAAAGAAUUUCCCCUGUAGACUUGGGAUCUACCACUGA
Molecule: messenger RNA, 525 nt
Organism: Orycteropus afer afer
Lineage: Eukaryota; Metazoa; Chordata; Mammalia; Tubulidentata; Orycteropodidae
Product: olfactory receptor 2D2-like
Exons: 2
Coding region: 1-525 (174 amino acids)
Biological process (GO): G protein-coupled receptor signaling pathway
Cellular component (GO): membrane
Molecular function (GO): olfactory receptor activity; G protein-coupled receptor activity
Source: RefSeq, a predicted model, not a curated record